Molecule: messenger RNA, 207 nt
Organism: Guillardia theta CCMP2712
Lineage: Eukaryota; Cryptophyceae; Pyrenomonadales; Geminigeraceae
Exons: 1
Coding region: 1-207 (68 amino acids)
Source: RefSeq, a predicted model, not a curated record
AUGUACGGGAAGAGCGGGCCAGCGAUCAGCAAGGUGCUGAGGCCGGAGUACGCGAGGGGGGUCAUGGCGACGGCUCAAGGGCUCAUGGUCAAGAACCGCAACGAGAUCCUCCACAACAUCGCGGAGGAGCGUCUCAAGGAGGAGACCCAGCAGACCAUCACAACACUCAAGGUCAUGCGCCGAGGGCCAGGGAGAGCGACUGGCUGA